CCCACAGAUGUGUGGGUGUCACUUCCCACAGCGCCACUUAGACCUGCUGUAAUAAAUGAGAAGUGCUGCUGAUGUGAGCUCCACUGGUUAGCAGCGUCUCCACGGAUUGGAUGUGGAGAUGGAGAGCCCUGAAGGCCUCUGCCCGCUCACUCCUCUGCAGCGCCGCGCGCCCUCGGAUGCUGCGCUUCCGCUCGUCCCUGCCUCUGCUGCACAGCCGCAGUUUCUCCCGGACGCAGGGAGACGAGCUGACAGACAGAAAAAUGGCCCUUGACAAUUUGAUCUUCGCCCAGUGCAUCCUGUACUUCCUCGCCUUCGUGUUCGGCUUCAUCGCCGUGGUGCCGCUGUCGGAGAACACGGAGGACUUCGGGGGGCGAUGCCUGCUGUUCACGCGCGGGAUGUGGCAGAACGAGAACAUCACCGUGUCCAAGCAGCGCUUCRUCGUGGAGGAGUGGGGUCCCGAGUCCUGCUGCAGCUUCACCACUUUCGUCGGGAUAGCGUCUCUUGUCUUGUCCGCAGUGCAGGCGUGGAGGCUGCUGUUCUUCUUGUGCAAAGGACACGAUGACUCGUUUUUUAAUGCCUUCCUCAACCUGAUGAUCAGCUCCCUGGUGAUGUUCACCAUCUUCCUGUCCAGCACCAUCGUCAGCGUGGGCUUCAACCUGUGGUGUGAUGCCAUCACCGAGGGCGGGACCAUGCCAAACAGCUGYGAAGAACUCCAGGACACGGAUCUAGAACUGAACCUGGACAACUCUGCGUUCUAUGACCAGUUUGCGAUAGCUCAGUUCGGUCUGUGGGCUGCGUGGCUCAGCUGGCUUGGGAUCACAGUGUUGGCCUUCCUGAAGGUCUACCACAACUACAGACAAGAGGACAUGCUGGACUCCCUGAUCCAUGAAAAAGAGCUGCUGCUUAGCCGCUCCUCGCGCCGCGGCUCCGACCCGGGCCUGAUCUAGAACCUGUCUUCACUCAGUCCGACUCAGCCCCGCAGUCCUGCCUGCCAUGAUGACAAACACUGAUGCUUGCCCRUGGAGACAAAUCAAAUCCAGUUUUCAGUUUUGCUUCUGCUUCCAUUUUUAAUUUACCCCCCACCCCGUGGAUCUCAUCAGUUGGAUGAUUUUAGCACUUUUCUAYAGAUACAGUAUAACUGAAGAUCUGCUGAUAGUGAAACCUGCUAAGUGUGCAUCCCACCAACAUAAUACACAACCCCAACUUUUACUAAAUAGAGUUGAGUUUUUCUUAAAUUCCUAGUAUUUAGCCACACAGUGUUAAACAGAUAGUCUUGUCUUUUUAAAAAAAAUAUUUUAUCAAAUCAUUUUUUAUUUUUAGUAACUUAUAAGUGUUGAUAAACAAGGCAAAAGUCUUCAUCCAGGCUAGGCUUAUGCCAUUUUUUUUUGUAGUUUUUCAGAUUUCUACAACGGCUCUUUCUCAAAAACGAUAMACUGAUGUGAAAGAGCGCUAUAUUAGCUAAGAUUAAAGCUUUCCACCCAAACAAAAGUGUUGUUUUAUAAACCUGAAACUGAUCAACAACAGGCCCUUGUUUGGCUAGCCUUUAGCCUAGCCUGGAUGAAGACUUCUGCAUGAGUUUAGAAAUGACCAGACUAUCCCUUUAAUGAUGGCAAAUGAGUCAUAUUUUCUCCUUAGCAUGAACUUAACGCAUGCCAAAUUAGCGAGUGGGCUUUUCGAUGUUAAGAGGUGUUAUUUUAUCUCCUACACAAAGAAAUGUGCUCCUGCAGGGAAGGAAGGCUUACGACUGAACAGAAAAAAUGAUGCAUCUUCUUGGUGGAGUGAAAAUGAUUUGCAUGCUGGAGCAAAGUAGAACAAGGUGUGCCUUUGCAGCACGCAACUGCUACAAAAGGUGCUUUAUAAAAGUGACAGAUUGCAGCUCGGAACAUUAAUGUAUUCCACAGCUAGUCCAAAAAAGCUUUUAGCAUUUAGAGUGAGAUAAAAAAAACAACAACAUUAUGUACAUUAUAGUGGCUCAGGCUUCUUCCUUAUAGGCUACAAAUAUAUUCUGCUGCUGUGACAUACAGAUCUGUAUGCAUGCAUCUCUUUGUUACAUUAUAUUGUCAGAAGGAGAACAGGCUUGACUUUGAUAGGCAAUGACAGUUUUAUUAAAAUCCACAGAAAUCAUAAAAACUAGAACUAAAAAUAAAAUAAAUAAACAACCUUCCAUAAAGGCACUUCUUCCAAAGUGACCAUAAAUGUUUGGACAGCAGUGAAAAGUGUUCACAUACAGGACAUCAGUUUACUAGGAGUUGUUUUUAUUGCUAAUGACCAUUUUGAUUGACAGUACAGAGUUAUCUAUGGUUCCUCUGUUCAGGCCUUUAUUAAACUURUAUUGCUUUGAAAUUCAAAUGUGAGAUCUCUACAAUCAAACACUUUGGAGUUCCCUGAAACCUGCUGCUGCUCUGAUGGAAAACUGUGUCAUGUGUGUUAUUGCUCUUAAUGAGAGGUAUGUCAGAUGUGCAUCGCUGUGCCCCGUCGGGCUCCAUCUGUGUGGUAGUUUGGCUGUUUUCAUUUUAUUUGCUUCAUCUUAUAAAGGGACUCAUACAUACAAUAAAUUCAACAUCUGGUCCUGUUA
Messenger RNA from Austrofundulus limnaeus, 2575 nucleotides. RefSeq names its product transmembrane protein 179. The record is from RefSeq and is a predicted model, not a curated record. Lineage: Eukaryota; Metazoa; Chordata; Actinopteri; Cyprinodontiformes; Rivulidae.